This is a messenger RNA of Macadamia integrifolia, 1163 nucleotides long. RefSeq lists its product as uncharacterized. NCBI's taxonomy places the organism in Eukaryota, Viridiplantae, Streptophyta, Magnoliopsida, Proteales, Proteaceae. The record is from RefSeq and is a predicted model, not a curated record. The transcript has a single exon. Bases 193 to 759 code for a protein of 188 amino acids.
CUCAGUUCCCUCAUCUCUCCCAUCCUUUUUUCAAUCAAGCUUUGCUGCUUAAACCCCCUCCCCACCCAACUGAAAAUUCCAUCUUCCCAGGCCUCCUCCUCCUCCUCCUCGACUGCCUCAAAAUCUGACAACUUCCCUCCUCUGGGCUAUUACUGAAGAAUUGAUCAGUUACCACUGCCAUUGCCAACAACAAUGGGGAUCUCCAUAAACGGUGGUGGUGGUGGUGGUAGUGGUGGUUUAAGCUCAAAACAUUUCCAUGUCCAGAAGAUCUUCCUUCUCUGCAAUUACCUCCUAUUGGGUGCUGCCUCAAGCUGUAUCUUCCUCACCCUGUCCCUCCGCCUCUUGCCGUCGGUCUGCGGUCUCUUCCUCAUCCUCCUCCACGCUUUCACCAUUGUGGGCGCAGUUUCCGGCUGUAACGCUGCCUCGUCGGGGACUAACCGAUGGUACGCAGCGCACAUGGUGUUUACGGUCCUAACGGCUAUAUUUGAAGGGUCUGUUUCAGUGCUGAUAUUUACAAGAACAGGGGAUUUCUUACAAGGGUUGAAAUCGUAUGUUGAGGAAAAAGAUGGAGUAGUGAUAUUGAGAAUGGCGGGUGGGCUUUGUGUCUUGAUCUUUUGUCUUGAAUGGAUUGUGUUGACACUUGCGUUUGUGUUGAGGUAUUAUGCUUUUGUGGAAGGAGACGGUGUCGAGAGGAGUGCCAAGGUUCAGGAGGGGGACGAGGAGACUACCAAAGAUUGGCCAUGGCCGUUCCAAGUUUAGAGAUUAGAGAGCUAGAGCCCCAUGGCCUUCUUCAGUGCUGUGGUGGAUUCCUUUACUAUUUGAUUUCUUAUUUGGUACCUGGGUUUUGUGUGAUUCUUCCUUAUGCUCCGGUGAGAGACGAUGGAGGGAUUGAUAUGGGUUCGGGUCUGAUCUGAGAAAUGUUGUCAGCCAUAGGGGAAAAUGGGUCAUGUAUACAGAGAGAAUUCGUAGAGAAUUGAAGGAUGAAGAAUUGCAGACAGAAGGUAUUUGUUGCUGCCGUAAUAUAAGAUCUAAAUUAUUUUUCAAAAAAAAAAAAUAUUCCUAUCUUAUGUGUUUAUGUAUCAGUCAGGUAUUCGUAUCGGUCACUGAUCUUGACUUUGGAUUAUUACUUCACUUUAAUAGCAAAAUUAAGGCUUUGUUUUUUA